AUGCUAUGUCAGCUCCCAGCAGGACCAAUGCUGGUUAAUACAUCUAGGUGGAUUGAAGGGACAUAUAUGGAUCAUGCUGCUCAUAAUCUUAACCGAAAGAUUUUACCUGUCGGUCCAUUGGUUCAAUAUCCUGCGGCUGCUCCAGAAGGCGAGGAGCAGCAUCAGAAUAUUGAUCUCAUACAAUGGCUGGCAGAGAAAGAAGAACAUUCAGCCGUUUUUGCUUCCUUUGGGAGUGAAUAUUUUUUGACCAAGGAAGAGAUCCUAGAAGUUGCUUUCGGGCUGGAGCUUAGCGACAAUGUUAAUGUCAUAUGGGCCCUAAGGUUACCAAAAGGGGAGGAAAACAGGGUUCAACUUGAGCAGAUUUUACCUGAGGGGUUUUCUAGAGAGAUAUUAGAAGCAAUAGAAUUUGGUGUUCCAAUUCUAGCCAUGCCAAUGAACUAUGAACAGCCUCUCAAUGCCAGGCUGAUGGUGGAAAAUGGUUUAGCUGUGGAGAUCAUGAGAGAUGAAAAGGGAGACUUAUGA
Molecule: messenger RNA, 522 nt
Organism: Coffea arabica (coffee)
Lineage: Eukaryota; Viridiplantae; Streptophyta; Magnoliopsida; Gentianales; Rubiaceae
Product: beta-D-glucosyl crocetin beta-1,6-glucosyltransferase-like
Source: RefSeq, a predicted model, not a curated record